UCUUAUCAACUGUAUGCACCCUUUUUUACCUUGACAUUUGUAUCGAAGUUCAGAGGGGGGGAUACGUGUCGCGCUCUCCUAAGUUUUGGGCGGUCAGCAGGAUCCCGCUCAUUCCCCAAAGAGUAUCAACGAGUCAAGAAGCAGCUCGGAGUCACGAUGCGCUUCCUGCACUUGAUCCGGCCCGUCAUGUGCGUGCUGCCCGAGGUGGCGCAGCCCGACCGCAAGAUCCCGUUCCGUGAGAAAGUUCUGUGGACGAUCAUCACGCUCUUCAUCUUCCUGGUGUGUUGCCAGAUCCCGCUCUACGGCAUCCAGACGUCCAAGUCGUCGGACCCGCUCUACUGGAUGCGUGUGAUCCUGGCUUCCAACCGCGGCACGCUCAUGGAGCUGGGUAUCAGUCCCAUCGUGACCUCGGGUCUCGUCAUGCAGCUGCUUGCCGGCUCCAAGAUGAUCGAAGUGGACCAGUCGCUCAAAGAGGACCGCGCGCUGUUCAGCGGUGCGCAGAAGCUCUUCGGUAUCCUCAUCACGCUCGGCGAGGCUGUUGCCUACGUGGUCUCUGGCAUGUACGGCAACAUCUCGGACAUUGGCGCCUUCAACGCUAUUCUCAUCAUCGUGCAGCUGCUCUGCGCCGGUGUGCUCGUCAUCAUCCUGGACGAGAUGCUGCAGAAGGGCUACGGCCUUGGCUCAGGUAUCUCGCUGUUCAUCGCCACCAACAUCUGUGAGAACAUCGUGUGGAAGGCCUUCUCCCCCACGACUAUCAACACUGGUCGCGGUACGGAGUUCGAGGGCGCCAUCAUCGCUCUGUUCCACCUACUGAUCACCCGCUCGGACAAGCUGCGUGCACUCAAGGAGGCCUUCUACCGUCAGAACCUGCCGAACAUCACGAACCUAUUGGCUACCAUGUUCGUCUUCGUCGUGGUCAUCUACUUCCAGGGCUUCCGUGUGGACCUCCCGGUGAAGUACCAGAAGCUGCGUGGCCAGCAGGGCACGUACCCGAUCAAGCUCUUCUACACGUCCAACAUGCCCAUCAUCCUACAGACUGCUCUGGUGUCCAACCUGUACUUCAUCUCGCAGCUGCUGUACAAGAAGUUCAGUGGCAACUUCCUCGUGCGUCUGCUCGGUGUGUGGCAGGACGUGGAGGGCAGUGCUGGCCAGACUGUGCCUGUAGGUGGCGCCGCGUACUACAUGUCGGCCCCCAGCAACUUGGCUCAGAUCAUGUACGACCCCAUCCGCUUCGUCAUCUACGUCAUCUUCAUCCUCGGCUCGUGCGCGCUCUUCUCCAAGACGUGGAUCGAGAUCUCGGGCUCUUCGGCUCGUGACGUGGCCAAGCAGCUCCGUGACCAGCAGAUGGUCAUGAAGGGCCACCGUGACUCAUCUAUCGUGCACGUGCUGAACCGCUACAUCCCCACGGCUGCUGCCUUCGGUGGUAUGUGCAUUGGCGCGCUGUCGAUGGUGGCUGAUCUUCUGGGCGCAAUCGGUUCGGGUACCGGUAUUCUGCUGGCUGUGACCAUCAUCUACCAGUACUUCGAGACGUUCGCACGGGAGCAGGCAGAAAUGCCAUUCAGCGGCCUCUUCGGCUUCUAAGCACGAGUGCUCGCUGCGAUGCAUCUUUAUAGAGCAAACAGUACACACUGGCAUACAAUCGAUGAACGAGAAGCAAAGGAGACGAGAGGACUGGACUGCCCAACAGGUUGUUCCCGUUCAAGGAGUACUAUCAGGUGCUCUUUGCUGACUUCAAUAGUAGAAUUUGGUUAGGAUCAUCAGCAAAAGUUGAGCGAGCGAGGUGAGAGGCCCUUCCCCGCUGCUUAGUUCGGACAUGAGCCAUGCGGACGUCAUCUCGAUCGCUCUUAGGUGCGCGAUGGGCAGUUGAUCCUCUUGAUUCUUUUGUGACGCGUUCAAGGUGUAGCUGGGUGUGCAGUGCGCUCGGAUUCAGACCAGCUUUUCAUAAAGCAAUAAAAUCUUUCAACAAUUUUCUGUUUGUUC
Phytophthora nicotianae INRA-310 is the source of this 1980-nucleotide messenger RNA. Its product is annotated as protein transporter Sec61 subunit alpha isoform 2. The record is from RefSeq and is a predicted model, not a curated record. The transcript has a single exon. NCBI's taxonomy places the organism in Eukaryota, Oomycota, Peronosporomycetes, Peronosporales, Peronosporaceae. The coding region runs from base 157 to 1581 and encodes 474 amino acids. Gene Ontology annotation, molecular function: transmembrane protein transporter activity; signal sequence receptor activity; ribosome binding. Gene Ontology annotation, cellular component: membrane; Sec61 translocon complex. Gene Ontology annotation, biological process: SRP-dependent cotranslational protein targeting to membrane, translocation; post-translational protein targeting to membrane, translocation.